UAAGCAUCAUGUGACCAAUCAGGUUGGCUUCCGUACUUGGUUUAUAAAGUGAAUUUGGAGACACAUUGACAAGUAAAGGAUACUAAUUAUUUAUAUGUACAAAAGUUAUGUUGCCAUUUUAAAAAAUGCCAAUAUCAAGAGCAGUUUUGUAUCUUCGGGAUGAAUUGCUGAACAAUGCUUCUGAACAAAAAGGUGGAGACUCAAAAACAUGUCUUACAGAAAAAUUCGUAUUAGGUUCCGGUAGUGAGGCCAUGUACGAUGCGAGAUUUGAUUCUGUCCGAACUUUAUCCGAAGAAAAAGAUGAAUACAUAAAAGAUUCCGAGGAAGGAGAUGAUAAUGUGUUUUAUGACUCUGAAAGACCAGCUGAAACUGGUUAUAUUUGUCUACAAAGUGUUCCAUAUCCACUGCUGUCGCCUAGACCUUUCUAUUCUCAUUCCGCUGACAACAUUUUCCCAGAUGCACCUCUUGAUUUACGACAAAGAAACCUAAGUCAGUCAAUAAUUGAUGGAGAGUACGAAUGUAAACCAUUAUCAAGAUGUCCCCGGCGUAAUUUCACGAACAGCCGAGAACGAUGGCGUCAACAAAACGUUAACGGAGCAUUUGCUGAGUUACGACGAUUAGUUCCUACCCAUCCACCAGAUAAGAAACUAAGUAAACAUGAAAUUUUGAAACUCACAAUAAAAUAUAUAGGACUUUUAAGUGGUGUUUUGGAAUAUCAGAAAGCCGAGACAAAUGAAAAUGAGGGUGAGAUAGUAAAACAUGAAAUGUCAGCUGAUGGUGAAGACACUAAUAUGAAUACAGAAAACCAAUCCAACCACACUUUGUGGGACGACAAAGUGUUUGAAUCAAACAGUCCAGAAAGCGACGAUUCCAACUGAUUUUAUUUAGCCAGGCAAAAGUGAGACAUUCCACUUUAUGGAAAAUGACAUUUUUUGUUGUUGAAUUUAUGAUUAAAUUUAGUUUUAAAAGAAAA
This is a messenger RNA of Mytilus californianus (California mussel), 973 nucleotides long. Its product is annotated as T-cell acute lymphocytic leukemia protein 1-like. Gene Ontology annotation, molecular function: protein dimerization activity; DNA-binding transcription factor activity, RNA polymerase II-specific; RNA polymerase II cis-regulatory region sequence-specific DNA binding. Lineage: Eukaryota; Metazoa; Mollusca; Bivalvia; Mytilida; Mytilidae. The coding region runs from base 126 to 878 and encodes 250 amino acids. Gene Ontology annotation, biological process: regulation of transcription by RNA polymerase II. The record is from RefSeq and is a predicted model, not a curated record. The transcript has 2 exons.